AUGGAUCUCCCGCGAGAUGUUGAUGACUACAUCAAAGAUACUAUCGAUCACUCUUUGGGGAUUCCGAUCUCCACAGAAGCUCUCCAGAAGAAACUCUGUACGGCGGAAGAAUCUCAGCGACGUCUCCGUGAACAAUAUCUGUCACUGGUCGCCAAAUCGAAAGAGAAAGACCAAGUGAUCGACCUCGUUAGAUCCGAAGCGAGUAUGAAUGCGCAGGCGUUGAAGAAAUUCGUUGAAGAGAAUCAGAAACUGUCAGGCGAGUGCGACGAUUUGGCGAAUCAGUGUAAGAAGUGGGAAAGAGAAUGCUUACUCUACCAUAAAGACCGUGAAGCACUGAUGGAUUUCGGGAACGAGACGGACGAGAGGGCUAGAGAAGCAGAAUCUAGGGUUCGUGAAUUAGAGGAAGAAGUGAGAAAGAUGACUGAUGUGACGAAGCGUCGAAUGGAAUCUGACAACAAAUCCUCGUCGUUUGAAGAAGAUUGUUUGCUUGAUUCAGUUUUGGCAUCGUUCUUUAGCGAAGAUGAAAGUUUUAUUGGGCGUAUCUUCUUGGAGGCAAACAUUGAAAACCAGUCAUGUCAAGGUUUGUUGAGCAAAUGGGAUCAGUUGAAGCCAUCAACGCAGAAAGCUGUUUCUCUAGUUUCGAUGGUGAAGAAGAUUGAAAAGGAAAAAGAAUGCCUCGUCUUGAAUCUGGCUAAGGCCGAGCAAGAAGUAGAGUUUGUGUGCGAGCAGAACAGAGAGCUGGAUAGAGAAAACCGCAAGUUGUUGAAGCAAUUUAGCCCACUUUGUUCUGCAGAGAGAAGCAACUCCAACAAGAGAAAGAGCCCUAAGAUGAUGAUGAGCAGCCCGAUUGAGAAAAGGCUUGAUUUGAGCAGUCCAGGAUUCUUUGAUGCGUAA
Thlaspi arvense is the source of this 894-nucleotide messenger RNA. The record is from the annotation of a GenBank genome assembly. NCBI's taxonomy places the organism in Eukaryota, Viridiplantae, Streptophyta, Magnoliopsida, Brassicales, Brassicaceae.